Helobdella robusta is the source of this 1804-nucleotide messenger RNA. RefSeq lists its product as hypothetical. Lineage: Eukaryota; Metazoa; Annelida; Clitellata; Rhynchobdellida; Glossiphoniidae. Gene Ontology annotation, molecular function: mRNA 3'-UTR binding. The record is from RefSeq and is a predicted model, not a curated record. Gene Ontology annotation, biological process: post-transcriptional regulation of gene expression. The coding region runs from base 98 to 1804 and encodes 568 amino acids. Gene Ontology annotation, cellular component: nucleus; cytoplasm. The transcript has 12 exons.
UCUUCCUCAGCCUCAAAACAACCUGCCAGCAGGCAAGUAUCAAACGACACCUCAGUCUGCCAGGACCCAAUCUGCGAGACCCAUCACACCCCAACAGAUGUCUGAUACUGCCAGUGUUAUGUCUUUACCUCCAGGAAAUGGUCAGCAUGGUUAUCAACUGUUGACUCCUGCAUAUUAUGAUCAGUCGGGACAGUUGCUGGUUAGUGGUGGCAGGGGUUUGGGACCUCUCGUUCGACUCGUCUCACCUGGACCCCUCAUGGUCAACACAGCUACUCCUGCUCCAAAUCAGACAAAUAGUUCAGGAUUGUUCACGCCAGCCCAGCCGAGUUCAACAGUUUUCAACCCCCGUCCACAAACCUGGUUCAACUCUAUCCCAAACACCACUGAUCCAUUUCAACCUAACAAUGGCUUGUUGUCAGAUAAUAGGCAUGAAAUAACGACGACGACAACUGCAGCAGCAGACGAUAAAUCAGCUGUAGCUGGAGGGUACCAACUAGGUGCCAACAGAGGUGCCUCCCUGGACCAGCAGAAUGUAUACCAUAUGCCUUAUAUUCAGUCUGUCGGUAAUAAUCUGGGCUUGAAUGUUUCAGAUGCAAAACCUAAAGUCACUUCAACUCCAUUUAGUAACAUGCUUCUGAAUUCAAAUCUCAUGGGCAGUGGUAACCAAACUCUUCUCAAAAGCGUCGAAGGAGGGAGUGGAAGAAGCCAGCUGCUUGAAGACUUCCGGGCAAAUAGGUUGCCUAGUUUACAACUGAUGGAUCUGACGAAUUACAUUGUAGAGUUCUCUAAGGAUCAGCAUGGGUCAAGGUUCAUCCAGCAGAAAUUGGAGCAUGCAACAGAAGCAGAGAAGUUCCUCGUCUUCAGUGAAAUAAACAACUGCGCUUACAACCUCAUGACUGAUGUCUUUGGCAACUAUGUCAUUCAAAAGUUUUUUGAACAUGGUGCUCCUGACAACAGACAAACACUCGCCCUAAAGGUCAAAGGUCAUGUACUGACCCUUGCACUUCACAUGUAUGGAUGCAGAGUUAUUCAAAAAGCCCUUGAGUCUAUACCACCUGACAUGCAAGUGGAAAUAGUGAAGGAAUUGGAUGGGCACAUAGAGAAGUGUGUGAAGGAUCAGAAUGGGAACCAUGUAGUGCAGAAGUGCAUUGAAACCAUCAAUCCAGUACAUCUUGAUUUCAUCACUGAUGCCUUCAAAGGACCAGUGACUAUUCACCUUGCCAUGCAUCCGUAUGGCUGUCGAGUGAUCCAGCGUAUACUGGAGCACUGUACUACUGAACAGAUAAAGCCAAUCCUUGAUGAACUACUUAAUGAAACAGAAAUCCUGGUACAUGACCAGUAUGGAAAUUAUGUGAUACAACAUGUCCUCGAACGUGGCACUGCAGAGGAAAAGUCAAAAAUUAUCAAUCUUUUGAAGGGGAAGAUCAGUACAAUGAGUACGCAUAAAUUUGCUAGUAACGUCGUCGAGAAGUGUGUGACUCACUCAUCCAGCGAGGAUAGGGCUGCAAUCAUCGAGGAAGUCUGUGCCAUUUCUGAUAGUCCGCAGACAGCUCUGUAUUUGAUGAUGAAAGACCAGUAUGCUAAUUACGUAGUGCAGAAGAUGAUCGACAUUGCUGAACCACCGCAGAGGAAGUUGCUACUGCAAAGGAUAAGACCACAUGUGCCUCUUCUCAAGAGGUAUUCAUAUGGCAAGCAUAUUUUGUCAAAAUUGGAAAAGUUCUACCACAAGUGCUCUGCUGAGAUUGGUCCUAUUGGUGUUGUUCCCUCAUCUGCCAACACGCACAACUCUCACAGCAUCAAAUAA